AUGACCACAUACAACAUCAUCAUCAUCGGCGCCGGCAUCGCCGGUCUCGCAGCCGCAAUCUCCCUCCGCCAUCCCACCCGAAGAAUCCUCCUCCUCGAACAAUCCCCCCUGAGUACCGAAAUCGGCGCCACCAUCUCCCUCCAACCGAACGCCUCGAAGCUCGUUGCCCGAUGGGGUGUAUCCGAUCUCCUCGCACCACUGGCCAUGACGGAUACUGCGUUCUCGGUGUAUGAUCUGUCCGGGUCGUUGAAGACGCAUGUUUCUCUGUCAUCGUCGAUGGGAACGUACGGUGCCGAGAGGAUGAUUUAUCAUCGACAAGAUUUGCACGCUGUGUUGCGGGAGAGGGCGACGUCGGUGGAGUAUGAGGGGCUUCCGGCGGAGGUAUGGGUAGGGAAGAGGGUGGUGGGGGUGGAUUGUGAAGAGGGGGUUGUGGAGAUAAGUGAUGGGGAGACGGUGCGGGGGGAUUUGAUCAUCGGGGCGGAUGGAAUCAAGUCCGUGACGAGGGGGUAUGUACUUGGGAAGGAGGUUGCGGCGAGAUUGACCGGGUGGAGUGCGUAUCGGAUGAUGGUGGAGAUGGAGGACUUGGUGCAGGAUGAGGCGUUUGUGAAGGUGGUGGAUCCGAGGGUGAGUCGGACGGUUAUGGUGGUGGGGGAUCGCCGGAGGAUGGUCAUGGGUCCGGCGAGAGGAGGGAAGGUGUAUAGUGUUGUUGCGUUGGUGCCGGAUGAGAUGGGCGAGGGAGGGGGAAAGGGGACGAGUUGGGUGACGAAGGGUGAUCGGGGGAAGAUGUUGGAUACGUUUGGGGAUUUUCCAGACUGGGCGAGGGCGCCGUUACGGUUAGCGCAGGGGGAGAUAGGGUUGUGGCAGUUGAGGGAUCUGGAUCCGUUGGAGACGUGGUGCAAAGGACGGGUGAUUUUGAUUGGAGAUUCGGCACAUGCCAUGUUGCCGACGCAGGGACAGGGAGGAAGUCAGGCCAUUGAGGAUGCGGAAGCGUUGGGGGCGUUGUUCAGGGAAUUGGGGGGAGAUGAAGAGGGUGGCGGGAGAUGGAAGAGGGAGGAUGUGGAGAGGAUUAACCAGGAGGUGUUUGAGUGUCGAUAUGAACGGGCCACCACGAUCCAGGCGUAUAGUCGGUUGGCCGGCGGCGAGGACGAGAGAGCCAAGGUGGCCAUGAAUCCGGCCGAAUUUAUGGAUUACAAUUGUUUGUAUGAGGGGGCUAUCGAUUGGAGGAGGCGGCAGGUCGUUGUGUAA
Molecule: messenger RNA, 1245 nt
Organism: Aspergillus ibericus CBS 121593
Lineage: Eukaryota; Fungi; Ascomycota; Eurotiomycetes; Eurotiales; Aspergillaceae
Product: monooxygenase
Exons: 2
Coding region: 1-1245 (414 amino acids)
Molecular function (GO): monooxygenase activity; FAD binding
Source: RefSeq, a predicted model, not a curated record